Anguilla rostrata (American eel) is the source of this 2162-nucleotide messenger RNA. RefSeq lists its product as uncharacterized. The coding region runs from base 328 to 1716 and encodes 462 amino acids. Lineage: Eukaryota; Metazoa; Chordata; Actinopteri; Anguilliformes; Anguillidae. The record is from RefSeq and is a predicted model, not a curated record. The transcript has 10 exons.
ACCUAACUAAAAGUUGUCGGGCCAAUAACGUCAGCUACUGUCAAGCCUUCAUUCUCUUAAAGAUGCCUAAGGUGAACAGAUGUGUCGCGUCAUAGGUAUGACUAUAUAGCGGAUUAUAAGAUUAGCAAAAAUAAUAAAAUUAUAACACCGUUGGAACGAUGCGUUGACCAAUCAGCAUCAAAGAACGGCCCUGAACUAGCGUCUUCUAUUAGGUCAUAAUGGAUCGCAUCAAGGUUACUGUGACGUAAUCAAUAUCGUGUUAUAAAAUAUGGAUGUUUGUGACACUCUUUAGCGAAUGGUCACUACCAUUCUGCUGCGGGAUACGGGAUGGAAUCGUUAUUCCCUCCUAUAAGCCCGGUGCAGUCACCGCACAGGUCUUCAGCCCCGCUUCACGAGACUAAGAUGCGUCCUGGGAAGCUUCCAAUAAUUCCAGGGGCUCAGCUGACGUUGUCGAGGUCAAAACUUGGCGAGAUGCUGUACAAGCCUCCCACUGACUUCCUCAACAAAGAUCCAGUACCGAAUAUGAAGCCCGACUACAACAGCCUGCAUGACCCACACCUCCGCGAUUACUAUCACAGGAGGGACCUGAAUGACAGGCUGAAGAAGGGCAACUUCAUUACAGCAGACAACGAGGUGAUAUGCACUUUGAAGGAGUACAAUACUUAUGAGGAGUACCUUGAACGCCUCAAGGCCGUUGCAGACAAAACUUACCAUGAUAAACAGAGUGGCAAGCUGAGGAAAUUAAUUGAGCUUCAGGACAAGGGCCUCAUCCCAGGGAAAUUAAGCCUUGUUGAAAUGGAGGCUUUUCUGGAAAAAGAUUUGCCAAGCCAGCCCCAGAGACGGGCUAAGGUAGAGGAGGACUGUGGGCAAAGCAAGGAGUGUCUCUACAGAGCACUGGACAUGGAGAAGAUCAAGGAGGAGGAUCGUGCGAGACUGGUGAUGUUUGAGAAGCAGUACCGGCAUGAACAUAAGAGGGAGAAGUACCUGAAAGAAGCCCAAGAGCAGAGGGACAGGAAGAAACAAGCUUCAAUGGAGAAGAUAUGUGCCAAGAAACAGGAGAAAAUCAUGAUGGGUUCUGGGGUGGUGAUGGUGAUGCUCCCUGAAGAUCUUAAGCCAAGAGAAUGUCAAUGCGGACACCCAGCGAAACCAUGCAUGAAGCACCUAGAGCCACUCCCUGACACAGCAAGCUCAUCUGGACACGACCCAUGCAGAGCUGAUCAGGCUUCAAUGGACAAGCCAUGCACCCAGAAGCAGAAAGUUGUGGUGGAAUCUGAGAUGAGGAAUGAGGUGCAGCUUGAAGAUGCCAAGCCAAGGGAACACCAGCGACUACUGCCGGCGAGACCGCGCAUGAAGCACCCUGAUCCAUACACUGACACCUCAAGCUCACAUGGACACAAGGCGUGUAAGGUGGACCAGAAACAAGCUUCAGUGCUGCGAGAAUCUGCCAUCCAGCAGAAAAAGUCCCAGGGGAAGAUAGUACUUACUGAGGAAUCCAAGAGAAGGGAGGAGUGUGUUAAUGAUCCUGAGCACUCGGAUGAGAAAGUUCUGGAACCACCACAGCAGGACUACCAGCACCAGCACCGGAGUACCCUGCCAGACAAUCAAUGCACCGAGCUUCCUGCUUUGCAAUCUAGUCUCGCAAAAAUAUAUGGACACAAGGGAAUUAGAAUGGAUCAGAAACAAGGUAAAAAGAAGCAAAAAAGUGGGAUGCUUUAGAGGAGGGUGAAAGUAAAGACAGAAUCUUCUAGAAUUUAAGGAGACGACAGGUGAACCUUUGGGAAGCAGACAUGUUGGAGUUGUAGGAGUGGCAGAAAAAAAGAUGAGUAAACAGUGAAAUAAAAAAGACGAUGUUUUAUGAACAACAUUUAACUGUGGCGGGCUCAAAUUCAAGAAAUGCUAAAGAAACAGUCGAUCUUGGUGCUGGUGUUGGGUCGGGAGGCAUGCAGCUAAUGUCACUUUUUAUCUGUGUCAGUUUGAGUGCGAGACUGUGGAAAGGAAGCUCUGUGCAAGAGCUAAAGAAGAAAAUUAUAGGUGAAGGCUAAAAACCUUGUAGCGUACAUGUUAAAAUUAAAAAAAGUUUUGAUAAAACAUUUAUAAUAAGACUUAAUGGAGUACAGGAAUGCCUGACUCUUUUGCCCUCUAACUGGAAGCUUCCUUUAUUC